Molecule: messenger RNA, 6348 nt
Organism: Saccostrea cuccullata (small rock oyster)
Lineage: Eukaryota; Metazoa; Mollusca; Bivalvia; Ostreida; Ostreidae
Exons: 8
Coding region: 15-4214 (1399 amino acids)
Cellular component (GO): extracellular region
Molecular function (GO): zinc ion binding
Source: RefSeq, a predicted model, not a curated record
UUCUGCUGUCAAUAAUGUAUAGAGGACUGUACCAGAAAUCUGUCACCGUGUAUGGUGUUAGGGAGGGUCAUCACAUUUCCCGUGUGUCUACAAACCGGGUCUGGAUCAAUGAUAGUUAUGGCAAUCUUAUACUGACAAACACAAAAGGUGAAGAACUAGAUCGCGUGACAGUUAUAGGUAGUGAUGUAUGGGGAGGACACACUGUGGACUCUAACGGUGAUCUAAUCUAUAUAGAAAGUGAAUUAAACAUCAGUAAACUGUCUACAGAGAACAAAGAAAAGACUACGAUAAUACAGUACAACACAUCACCAUGGAGACCAGAGAGUGUCUACAGCUCCCCCUCCACUGGAGACCUGCUGGUCGGGAUGUCUUACUACACUAAUAAUACAUAUACAGGCAAGGUAGUGCGGUAUAACUCCACAGGAGAAAACAUCCAGACCAUACAGCACGACAACAACACAGGUCAGGGACUGUAUGGUGUACCUAUGUACAUCACAGAGAACCGCAAUGGAGAUGUUAUUGUGUCUGACUGGGACCGUCAUGCUGUAGUGGUGACAGAUCAUUACGGUAAAUACCAAUUCUCCUACAGAGGUCCUCCAUCAGGAUCAGAACUACGGCCACAUGGAAUCUGUACUGACGCGCUGUCACACAUCCUGGUGUGUGAUUUGGUCACGCGGUCAGUACAGAUGUUAGAUAGUGAGGGUCACUAUCUGACAGAGAUAAAGACAUCACAGCACGGGAUAGACAGUCCACGGGGCCUGAGUUAUGAUGAUAAAACUCACCUACUGUGGGUAGGGGCACAGGGCAACAACAACACAGUCAACCUAUACAGAGUGGUAGAUACAGACUCUCUGACUGGAGUCCCGCUGGAGAAGAUCAAAUGUAGAAAACAUCCCAGAAUUCCCCUGGACCAGUUCUGUACCCUGUGUGGUGUUCCCUUGUGUGUGGAGUGUACCAGCUCUGAGGAUCACAGCAGACAUCAACUUACAGAUAUAGAGACAUUGUUUGACAACAUUCAUAGGACAGAGGAUGGAGAUACACUAUUGAUGUGCCUUCUUAUUUCCAAUUCCUACAAAAUAAACAUGAAAGAAGGAAACUGGAUGACUAAAUAUAAUGCUGUUGCCAACAUUUUUAAUUCCAAGGAAGUCACAAAGCCUUUUGCUCCUACAGAUUUAGAAAAAUACAAACCAAUUCUAAAACUCAAUGAAUCAGAGAUCAGUUUUUCCACUGAGCUCUUCAAGUACAGUAGUUUUCUGAAAUUCUCAAAGCGUUCUGCAUUGAUCUUUACUGAUAUUUUCUUGACUUGGGCAGACAAAGAAAACAUUGCUGAGUACUGUAGAUCAUGGAAUUAUCAGAGAGGAGAGGAUGAAGUUUGCUGUUGGUUACUGCCAGAAAAAAAUGAAGAGUUUUUAAAAAGACUUGGACAAGAUAUUUUCAUGCACCCAACAAUGGUGGACCAGUCAUUCCAUGAAGCUGUAUUUAGAAAAUUCGGUGUACCUAUUCAGAUAAUAAUGAGGGGAGACAAAUCUGUAAAAAAUUUCAUCGAAAAUCUGAAGAAAGGAAAGACCAUGAUGUACCACGCCUCUGGAAUGAUAAUAGGAUGUGCUGGUAGUGGUAAAACAACAUUACUACAGAGACUGAAGGGCAUCGAUCUGAAAGAAAUAAUGGAAAAUACCAACUCAACCAGAGGAGUUGAUAUCCACACAGAUGUCUUUGAAGUUACAGAUAGCCUCCAUGUUAAUUUUUCAAGUCAACAAAAACACUUCAAACUUAGACUUGAUAAAAAAGAUCUGAAACAGAGCGUUUCUGAACAUAAAUCAGAGAAUGCAGCUGAUUAUGGGAUAACGCAGGAAAAGGUGGAACGAGUUGAUGAAGAGGGCAAUACGAUUGAAGCAUCAAACAGAAGCCAGAUAUCACAUGUAGAUACCAAUGUUAGCAUGACUCAAACUGCCUCAUCUAAUGAACAACGCGGGGCAAAGUCAUCAAAUGUAGCAGAAGUUGUGAGGGAAAGCAAAGAUAUUCCUCAUAGUUCAGAAAUUUCUGGAAAUUUGCAAAUUGGUGCAGAAGACAUUUCAGAAGAUCGAGAUAAAAAAAUAACCAUGACUGACUUUGCAGGACAGUGUUCAUAUUAUGCCUCACACCAGAUUUUUCUGAGUCCCCGGGCAUUCUUCAUUCUGGUGCUGAAUAUGGAGAAGAAGUUUGAUGAUAAGGUUGGAGAAGAAGUGUGUUGUCAGGAAGGCUCCAUUUACGGGGGAUGGACAAACAGAGAUUAUCUUGAAUUCUGGAUGAAGUCAGUUCAUCAGUACAGCAGUGAGAAAGCCCCCGUUAUCCUGGUUGGUACCCACAGUGAGGGGAAAACAGAAAAAGAAAAAACAUUGUUUUUCCGUGAGGUAUGGAAAACUUUAGAAAUGAAGAAAUCUUUGCAGAAACAUCUCAGUGUAAAGCGGCAAUUUGUGAUUGGAUUCAACGACAACGAAGGCAUCGAGAGUAUCAAGCUGUCAAUCCUUGAUGUUGUAGGUAAACUUGAUCACUGGGGUGAAGAGCUUCCUCGCUCAUGGGCUAUGUUUGAAACAUUCUUUCAGGAAAAGAAAAAACUCAAGAUUUUAAAGAUAGAUGCACUCAUUGCUUUCAAUGAAGCAUUGCCAGAGGGGAUAAAGCUCCAAAAAAUAGAUGAUAUCAAUGUUAUGCUGCAGUUCUUCCAUGACAUCAGAGAAAUUUUAUUCUUUGUUCAAGAAUAUCUCCAAGAUGUAAUUAUUCUUGAUGUUCAGUGGUUUGCUGAUGCAUUUAAAAAUAUUAUAACAGAUAAAAACCAUGCAGAGGAAGAUUUACUUGAGUUUACUGCAGAGUGGGACAAAUUCAACGAAACGGGGGAGUUACCUGAUAAUCUGUUGUCUGCUAUAUGGGAAAUGUACAACAAUGGUUACAUUGAACAUAAAAAGGAGAUCAUGCUGUACAUGGAGAAGUUAGGACUCUUAGCUAAAAUGAGUGACAAUAAGUGGUAUGUUCCCUGUAUGAACAAAAUACCAUUUCCUGUGAAAUACUCACCAUACCCUGCCUCCUCCAUCCUAUGCUACAUGUUUGAUGUUCUUCCUGCUGGAAUUUUCCAUCGCCUUGUAGCUACAUGCAUGCAGAUUAACUGGAAGAUCCUUACAGAGAGAAAAAGACCAUGCAUUUACCAGACCGCAGCUAUUUUCACAGUUCAGGGUCACAACGUUCUUCUUGGAAUGACUCCAAAUGAAAUUCAGCUGCAAGUGUUUGUUAUUGAAGGAGAAGUUGAGCUAUCAACAUGCCACGAAGUGAAGAAAAAGAUUGACAGUUUACUAAGUAUUCUAUCCACAACAUUCCAAACAGACUUUAAGUUCAUGUUCGGAUUCAAAUGCAAAGCUGUGGGAUUUUGCGACAACCAAGAAAGCUCUGUAAUUGAUGAAGCAGAAUUUAGUCAACCAUCUUUUCUGUGUCCUUCCUGUCCAAUAGAAAGCAAGCAUAUCAUCAAAGCAAACGAUAUCACAAUGUUUUGGAUAGAGCCGAAAACAAAGACUUCAGUCUCUGCAGUGGCUUCUGGACAAGAUCUCGGAGGCCGAUCUAGAUUUGCCAAACUUGGAAUGGCAUCAAACGAUGUGUUAAAUCAGGCAUAUAGAGAUAUACUAGAGAUGGAUGUCCCCCCUUCCGUUAUUUACAACAAGGUGAAAGCAUCAUCAAUUUAUAAAAGAUUACGCCCCGAGCAAGAACAUCUUUUACAAAAUGCUCAACUAUUAGGGUAUAAGAAUUUUGAUAUCUCAUUAACAUACACAAUGAUAAGAAACAUUUGUAAAAAGAUUCCCAAACCAACAAAAGGAAAAUGGGGAGAAGAACCUGCAGCAGGAGAAGUGACCGUGGGUGAUGAUAUCGAGAGAAUUAGAUCAAUCCGAAACGGUUUGACUGCACACGUUAGCUCAGCUUCAACCCCUCAGACAGAAUUCGAUGACACCUGGUUAAUGAUGUCAGAUAUCUGCAAAAGGCUUGAAACCUUCACUGGAAAAAAGUACUUGGAUAAAUUUAAAUUCAUCCAAAAACUGACACUGAAAGAGGAAGAUGAAGAUGAUAUUAUAGAAAAGGUUAAAAUGGAAAGUCAGCAUGAAAUGAUGAAGACAAUCAUGAAGGAUGUUCAGAAACUUACAGCAGCAGUAUUGAGGUCUGAGGCUAAGCAUGCUUCGGACUACGGUUAUUAUUCAUAGCAUGUUUCGUUCACCUGAGUAUUAAUUUAAAGUAUUUUAAGUUUUUUUUAACUUAGGGAAUACAUUUUUUAUGGCUUUGCAAGCGUUUGAUAUCUGUAAAAGAUAUGAAAUGUACACUGGUAAGAAGUAUUUCGAUAAUGCUUUGACAUUGAAAAACUGACUUUAAAAAAGAGAGAAAUGAAAACAAUAUAAUACGCAAAACGCAAAAACAAAGUAUGAAAAGUCACAAAAGGAGAUGUUACAGUCACUUGAAUUAGAUCUCCCUGAAAGAAUUAGAUAUCCUAUACAAAAAAAUGAAUCAUAUAGUUCAUAAGAUUUCUUAAUGCAUUUCAUUUGAAUUUAUCAUUCCAGCAUAUCUACCAAAUUUGGAUACGAUAUGCCUUGCACUAAAAAUAAGUUAUGACAGUAGUCCAUGAUUUUAUUUCCACAACCCAAGUAUCUGGUGAAUUACUUUAAAAAUGACAUGUUUAACUAACAUUUUUUUUAAAGUUCAAAACAUUAUUUCAACAUUAUUUGUUUAUAAGAAUUAGAUAAUUUGGCCCGAGAUUCCUCAAGAACUGAAAAUCUAGUUUUUAGAGCCAUUUAUUACAAUUCAUGAAAUUCGAAAAGUUAAUAUAUUCAUCAACAUAAAAUACCAACCAAGGUUUAAAGAAAUACCAAACGUUUAGGGAGACAACUGCGAACAAAAACUGUGUAAAAUCUAUUAGCAUUUUCUAGGUAAAAGUGGAUUUUAAAAAAUCAUCAAAGAAUCUUGAUCUCUACAGAUUGUAUAAUGCAGUAAAGAGGUGCUGAUUGUGCAAUUGCCUAGCUUCAGUAAGGAUAUGUUAAUAGGCAGGUUUUCUGUGAAAAAAGAACAAGUGUUAUCUGCAUAAUAAUUUGUGUAUUGAUCAACAGUCUCACCUGAAGUAAUCAUUAGGUCACCUGAGUAAACUCAUGUGACCUAUUGCUAUCCGUUUUCGUCCGUCGUCGUUCGUAAAUAUUUGAACAUUCAGGUUCUUCUCUGCAACCACUGAACUAAUUUCAACCAAAUUUGGCACAAAUCAUCUAUGGGUAAAGGGGAACAAAAAUUAUGAAUUUCAUGAUCCCUGCCCCCCUGGGGCCUAAGGGGUGGGGCCAAAACCACUUAAAUUUAUGCAAUCUUUAAAAAUCUUCUUAUUCACUCCUGAAGAUCAAGCAGUUAAACUGUUGGCAUGAUUGUAAUCAGCAUUGAGUCCUCUACCAAAAUUGUGAAACUCAUGGCCCUGGGGUCAGGGGUUCUACUGCUAGGGCAGGGCUAAUUAAGUAUAUGGUGAAAAUGCAUUAUUUCUUUGAAAAUCUUCUUCUCUGCUCCUGGGUAUUAAAUAAACUAACUAGGUGCAUAGUUAUCAUGAGUUAGAGUGUUUCUACCAGAAUUGUGAAUUUUAAGGCCCCAGGGUCAGGGGUUCUGGUGUUAGGAUGGGGCUCUAUUGAUUGUAUAGUGAAAAUACAUGAUUUCUUUGAAAAUCUUCUUCUCUGUUCCUGGGAUUUAAUUUAACUAUUUAAGUGCAAAGUUAUGAUGAGCAAGAGUGGCUCUACCAGAAUUGUGAAUUUUAUGGCCCCAGGGUCAGGGGUUCUGGUGUUAGUGUGGGGCUCUAUUGAUUAUAUAAUAAAAAUACAUGAAUUCUUUGAAAAUUUUUUUCUCUGCUCCAGGGUAUUAAGCAGAUGAACAAGCUAUUUUGUUAUGAUGAGCAAGGACCCUAAUCUUCUCGAGUUGUGAAUUUCAAUGCCCCAGGGUCAGGGGUACCAUGGAAGGGGGAGGGGGGCUGUACUUAUAUACAAUGUACUGAAAAUGAAUUAAUUGUUUGAAAUCUGCUCCUUGGUUUUAAUCAGGCCAGUAAUAGAAUUAGCUUUGUUUGAUGUGACUUUUGACUCAAGUAAAUCCAUGCAGUCCAAAGAAUAUUUAUCAACUGAUACGGAUUGUAGUUUCUUUUCAUUAUAUUCAUCCGGAUCUAGGUGUCUGUACGUUUUAAUAAUAAUACACAAAAUUGGAAAGAGUCAUUUAAACGCUUGAUAUAUAGAACAGUUUUCAUUUAAAAGCGUCUUUGUGAUGUUGAAUGUGCGCAUCACUAAUCCAAGCAUGGCUGUCGAAAUGUUGAAAGCGGUAAUGUAAACUCGU